CUUUUAAAUCCUCACAUAUUUAACAAAAGCAGAUGUUUUUUUCUGGUGUUAUGCUCCUCUCUCUCUCCAGAUUGGUCCAGGAGGCUGCUGGGUGAUGCGGGGGGUUUCCCGGUUCUGGUUCUGCUGCUGCAGGGCUCAGACUCAGAGGUCCAGUUCUACAGCUGCUCCGCCCUCUGCAACAUCUCUUCUGCUCGGGAGCUCCACCCAAAGCUGCUCAGCAUCGGGAGUCACUUCCUGUUGAAGUCCCUGCUGACGCUCGCCUCCUCCUCCGUGCAAAAUAACUCGAUGCAGGCGUGCAGAUGCCUACAUACUCUCUCACAGAAUGAUCUGAUCCUGGAGCAGCUGAUAGAUCUGGACUGCUUGUUGCCUCUGCAGUCACUGCUGAAGACGUCCUCUGCUGUGUGGAGAGAGUCAGCCGUCACACUGCUGUCUGCGCUGACGUCACACACACCGAACAAAGACAUCCUGGUGAGCGAGGGUCUGCUGGAGGAAGUGGGUCAGCUGCUUCUUCAUCCCACAUGCAGCUCCGUCAUCAUCACACACAGCUGCAGGAUCAUCACUGACCUGAGCAGCUGCAGCGAGGGUCAGCAGGCUGUGAUGGAGGCUCGCUGUUUGUCAGGACUCCUCGGAGCUCUUCUGUCUCCGUCUCUGACUGAUGACACUUUAAUGCAUCUGACGUCAUGCUUGCAAAACCUCAUGACACAACAUCCACUUAAGUCUGAGUUGUCGGUCAUGAUAACAUCAGAGCACGUUUCCAGACUUGUGAAGUUAUCGGGACAAACACAAAAUCCUCAGUUAUCGUACAACAGUGCGGCCGUCAUCAGCAGACUGGAAAUGACAGGAGAGACGGUCCAGCUGCUGAAGCCUCACUACGUCACCAUGUUGGAGUACCUGUCGGUGUUUCUCAAAAAUAAAGAUUUAAAGUUCCAGCAGCUUGGCAUAGUGACGAUAUCCAACCUCAAGACAGAUGGAGACUUCUCCUCUCUGUUGUCUGGCGGUGAGGUGGAGGAUCAGCUCCGGACGGUUCAUGAUCAGACGGAGGAAACCAGACGGCUGCUGCAGACGAUCCAGCCUCUCUCUCCAUCUCCUGUUCACCCUUUACUGCCUCGACACAAACACUGAGAGACGAGCACUGAGCACAGCAUUCAUGCACUGAAGAAGCAGCUUUUCUCCAUCAUGUUUUAAAGUGUUUAUUUAUUAGUUUUUAUGCUUACAGUCAACAACAACGUAAGUGAAAAACAAGGCAGAGAAGCGGCAUAGUAUCAACUCUUAACACGUGAUAGUUACAAGCAAUCGGAUAUUUAGGAUUGGAUACAUUUGUUUUUUAUAUAUGCUUUUCUUAUAAUAAACUCACUUAAACUUCUA
Molecule: messenger RNA, 1365 nt
Organism: Trematomus bernacchii (emerald rockcod)
Lineage: Eukaryota; Metazoa; Chordata; Actinopteri; Perciformes; Nototheniidae
Product: vacuolar protein 8-like
Exons: 8
Biological process (GO): nucleus-vacuole junction assembly
Molecular function (GO): protein binding; protein-membrane adaptor activity
Source: RefSeq, a predicted model, not a curated record